AUGGUCACAUUUCAGUGUUCAACUACUUGUGGUCGUGGUGUUCGCAAACGUCUCGUUUCAUGUGUCAAUUCAGAAAGUCGUACUGUAGCAUCCAAGUAUUGUGAUUCAGCGAAACGUCCAAUCGACUCCCAUCGUUGUCGAAUGGCGCAUUGUCCAAGGUGGAAGACGGGGAAAUGGUCCAUGUGCUCAGUGACUUGUGGAAGAGGAACUCGAUCUCGUGAAGUAACAUGCCAAAAAGGUCGGCGAACACAUCUGCCAGAUACAGAAUGUGCCAAGUUAGCAAAGCCACUAGAAAACUCAGUGUGCAUGAUGAUGUCGUGUCCAGCUUAUCACUGGAUAGCUACAUCUUGGUCCAAAUGCUCUGAUCCAUGCAAGAAGUCUGAUCAACACCGUCGCAUCUACUGUGUUAGCAACUUGGGCAAGCGUGCAGCACCCAAAAUGUGUAGCAAUGAAACUGCACCGGAAACAGCCCGUCCAUGUCCUGUAACAGAUUGCCUCUAUUACUGGGUGCCUGGCCCCUGGAGUACGGUAUGCUUUGUUUUAUAUAGUAAAGCUUUACUCUAGCA
Messenger RNA from Thelazia callipaeda (thelaziosis nematode), 566 nucleotides. The record is from the annotation of a GenBank genome assembly. NCBI's taxonomy places the organism in Eukaryota, Metazoa, Nematoda, Chromadorea, Rhabditida, Thelaziidae.